GUUGUGUGGAUGAGCGCAAAGCCGAACGGUGAUUAGCGAAUUCCCAGGCCGCGGGUCCCGCAGAACCUGUUACAUAACAAUUGUUAAAUAGUGGUGGCGAACGCGUAUCGAUGCCAUUCGUUUAACAAGCUCGCCAUUGACCCAAAUAGAGACAUAACUCGAUUCAAUACGCAGCAGAUUCGAAGAAUUUGUCACCAUGUCGUAUAUUCGACAGAUGACAAUUUUUACUUCAUUAUUAUUUUAGUUUUUUUUUUGCCGAAAUCACCUGCAACGGCAAUCAGAAUUUUAAUCGAAUAAUCGGCCUGAAAUCCGGCGAUAUUAGGGAGCGUGCGCAUUCCUGGCACGGAGCUUCCUGAAGUCCAGGCUCCUGAAAACAGGCUGAAGUUUAGUGCACCGUCGCGUUUCCAAGUUCGCAGCACGCCGUUGCCUCCGUCGUCCACGCAUUCCUUCAGCAACAUGUAAAAAAAACUGAAAAUAACAAAUAAAAGGACAAAGGAAUUCUCCAAACAAGUGUCGAAUGUUACAAUUUCCAAUAACAAAAGUUCCUCUCUCCAUAUAAAUAAAAUAAAGGAGGAACACUCUUCGUCUUCAUCGUUUGCCAUCAUCGCCAUGGACACAGCAUUCCAGCUCGAUUCCCGAGACUAAUGGAAAUGCGUAAUGGACGUCGCCUUUCCAGCGAGACACUUCUUGAUAAAUGCAGUCUUCAUCACUUCAAUACUAUGCGCCGAAGGAAGUGGAACCACUACAAAGGACGAGAUAGAGGAGAGUCUUCGCGUGAUCCACGAUGUGGCCACGAAGAGCUUGGGUGAUUUGUGCAUCACGGAGCAGUUCAGAUCCUUGCCCAUACCCAUCGAUGCGACGAGAUUCGAACCGGCUCGUCAGAAGGCCGAUCUCGCUGCUACUCUUCUCCAAGAUCUAGGACUAGCCCAUCACAAUGGUUUACAGGACGCCAUAUCCCGGAACCUGUUGGUGUCGGAUCAGAGUGUCGUGUCCGCAAGAGUUCUGGCAAUAAACGCCUCCAACGGGCAAUUAGCUAAUUGCGCCUGGUGGCAGAGGCAAGGAUUGGAGAUGGGCGGUCCCAGGAAGUUAACUGAAAACAUUCCCGAAGUAGGACAACGGCCGUACUCCGAAUACCCUUGGUAUGAAGAUGCGGAUUCGAGUCCGGGUUUGCGUUCACCAAAAUUUAUGGAAAGCCCGGCGAAUCUAUCUUACAGAGGCUGGUGGACGUAUCCUUACUAUUCCUGCGGGGCCUCAAAAUGGCUCAUUUCCUACAGCGUUCCAGUUCCAUCGCAAGGCAGACACGGCCUCAAGGGCUUCCUGAGCUUAGACAUCGACGUAUCAACGUUGCAGAUCAACCAGUGCGAACCCAAGGCCGAUUCUCCAUCCCUAUCGCAAAUCGUGGUCUUCCACGGUUCCCAUAAAUGCGACAAUGUUACUUCAAAGUGUUACUAUCGUCCUCAAUUGUCGCAGAUCAGCUGGAGCAGAGGCUCGUAUCAGUGUCAGUGCAGGAACGGAUACUAUUCCCCGCAUCACGGCGGAAUAUUUAAUGGAACUCUUGUUGAAGUUGCUUGGGCUCAGAACAACAGCAAGGCUUUGGAGAACAUCUUCACGUGCUUGAAGUGCGCUCCGGGUUGCAGCUUCUGCCAUGGACCUCAGCCGUGUUUAGCCACUUACCAUUGGCCCUUCAGAAUAACUCUUCUGGUGUUCAGCGUUACUUGCGCUUUCUGCACGGUGAUCCUCAUCAUGUACAUGUUCAAUCACAGAAAGUUGAAGGUUUUCAAAGUGGCCAGUCCAAUUUUCCUCUCGAUCACGCUUCUCGGUUGCGCCACCAUGUAUUUAGAGAUGGCUGCAAUCUUUCCCGUCUUGGAUACGUACUCCUGCAUAGCAACAAAAUGGUCCAGACACCUCGGAUUCUGCAUCACGUACACCGCAUUAUUAAUGAAAACUUGGAGAGUUUCUCUAACUUAUCGUGUGAAAUCCGCGCAUAAAGUGAAGCUAACAGAUAAGCAGCUUCUGCAGUGGAUGGUUCCGAUUUUGCUGGUAAUGCUGAUCUAUCUGAGCACGUGGACGUUAUCCGCGACUCCCGUCGCCGAGGAAAUUGAAGACCAGGAGAGCUUAAAGUUCAAACAAUGCUCGUACAAUUGGUGGGAUCACAGUCUGGCGAUAGGAGAAGUGCUGUUCUUGGCUUGGGGAAUUCGAGUUUGCUAUAACGUUAGGAACGCCGAGUCCCUGUUUAACGAAGCCCGACUCAUAAGCUACGCCAUUUACAACAUAGCACUCGUUAAUUGCACCAUGGUAGCUUUUCACUUGCUCAUUUUCCCUCAAGCAGGUCCGGACAUCAAGUACCUACUUGGCUUCGUCAGAACGCAGCUAUCGACCACAGUCACCAUAGUUCUCGUCUUCGGACCUAAGGUAAUAAGAGUGCUGAAAGGUCAGGGCGAUCAAUGGGAUAACAGGGCUCGAUCCAGAGGAGUGACUGCUUCGUUCUCCCUCAACGGCAUCGGUUUAGUUCCGGAAGAUCCACCAGACUUGUACCAAGAGAACGAAGAGCUAAAGGAAGAAAUCCAGAAGCUUGCCGCGCAAAUAGAAUUCAUGAAAAUCGUGCACAUGGAGAUGAACAACCGGCACAUCAAACCGAAACCCGGAAGCUACUUCAGCAGCCUGGCCGGUCCAAUGCAGAGUCCGAUGACCGCGAAGCCGGGAUGCCUGCUCUCGAAAGUCACCGAAGAGUUGUGAAUUUCCAAUUUCCUCCUCAUUUCCUUCAUUUUGUGAUAUUUAUUUCGAAUGCAUGUCUAUCUAGAUUUACCUAUAUGUCAGAUUUUAAGUCAUGUGUAUUGUAAUGUAUAGUUGUCUCAUUCGCAAGCCAUUCCAGAAAUGAUAGCCAGAAUAGUCAAAUGGGAAUCCAAAGCACGCUUUAAAACCAGUAGUCUCAACUCAGGUAUUUCAAAAAAAAAUCGCAUUUUCUCAAUGUUGAUUGAGAAAACGUGAAAAUACCGAGUUUAUAAUAAUAGUUGUAUGUUUAGUUGUGUGUACAAAAAAAAUAAUAUAAUCGACCUGACAAUAUUUAUUUUCGAAUGAUCCUAGUCAUAUUUCGUUGUUUCAUGAGGAAAGGACAACUCAUUCAGGUUCAGUAGUGAAGAUUGGUGUGAGCAUUAAAAUAAAUUAUAUGUAAAUAUAACAUAUAAUGACUGAUUUUUGAUAUAGGAAAACUUAAU
Nicrophorus vespilloides is the source of this 3215-nucleotide messenger RNA. RefSeq names its product probable G-protein coupled receptor CG31760. The transcript is spliced from 16 exons. Gene Ontology annotation, molecular function: G protein-coupled receptor activity. Gene Ontology annotation, cellular component: membrane. Gene Ontology annotation, biological process: G protein-coupled receptor signaling pathway. Lineage: Eukaryota; Metazoa; Arthropoda; Insecta; Coleoptera; Silphidae. Bases 658 to 2736 code for a protein of 692 amino acids. The record is from RefSeq and is a predicted model, not a curated record.